AGCGGUUUGGUCAGAGGUUGUUUCUCGCUGAGUUUACGCUGCAGCUGCGCCCGAGCCCGGAGGUCGGGGCGGAGGGGACGGACGGACGGUACCAUGGAUUGUACAAACCCUUUGGGGCUCAUUGAAGGAGAUGCUUGUGGACUGGAAACAGCUUGCCCCUAAUUUACACUAGAGAAAAUCCAAGCAGAGUCAAGACGACAGAUUUGCUUUCAUUGCAGAAUGGUAUGACCCGAAUGCUUCACUUUUUCGGCGUUACGAACUCUUGUAUUAUCCGAAAGAUGGUUCAGUUGAAAUGUAUGAUGUGAAGAACCAUCGCACCUUUCUGAAACGCACAAAAUAUGAUGACCUACACCUAGAAGAUUUGUUUAUAGGCAACAAAGUUACUGUCUUUUCACGUCACCUUUCCCUAGUAGACUAUGGGGAUCAAUACACAGCCCGCAAGUUGGGUAGCCGCAAAGAAAGAACACUGGCUUUGGUUAAACCUGAUGCAGUACCCAAGAUUGGAGAACUAGUUGAUAUCAUCAUUAAUGCUGGAUUUACAAUAACUAAAGCCAAAAUGAUGGUACUUUCACGGAAAGAAGCAAUGGAUCUCCAUGUAGACCAUCAAUCAAAGCCCUUUUACAAUGAGCUUCUCCACUUUAUUACAAGUGGUCCUGCUGUUGCCAUGGAGAUUUUAGGAGAUGAUGCUGUGUCUGAAUGGAAGAAGUUACUGGGACCUGCAAACUCUGGCGUGGCUCGUGCUGAUGCCCCGGGCAGCAUUAGAGCAUUGUUUGGAACAGAUGGCAUAAGAAAUGCAGCUCAUGGCCCUGACUCCUUUGCUUCUGCUGCUCGAGAGCUGGAGUUGUUCUUUCCCUCAAGUGGAGGUCAUGGUCCAGCCAACAGUGCAAAAUUUACAAACUGUACUUGUUGCAUUAUUAAGCCUCAUGCUGUUAAUGAAGGGCUAACUGGAAAGAUCAUAAAAGCCAUCCUCGAUGGGGGUUUUGAAAUCUCGGCUUUGCAGUUGUUCAACAUGGAACGUGCGAAUGUGGAAGAAUUCUAUGAGAUUUACAAAGGUGUUGUUGCUGAAUAUGCUGAGAUGGUUACAGAACUGUGCUCAGGGCCUUGUAUAGCACUAGAGAUCAGACAGCGUGAUCCUCAAAAAGUAUUCAGAGACUUCUGUGGGCCUUCUGAUCCUGAAAUAGCCCGUCACCUCCGACCUGGAACCCUGCGUGCCAUCUUUGGUAAAAACAAGAUUCAGAAUGCUGUCCACUGUACAGAUUUACCAGAGGAUGGACUUUUGGAGGUCCAGUACUUCUUCAAGAUUCUGGACAACUGACAGUUCCAUGUUCUGCUAUCUCCAGUGCUAAAGGAAAACAGACAGACAGACAAGGAGCGAUGAUGUGUUCAUUAAUUUAUUGUCCAAUGUUUUAACCUGACUGAAAUACAAGAGCAAGAGCACUAUGCUCCUGGCUAUUUAUUACAUAUGUUAGAACAAGAGUUUUGCACUUCAGACAACAUUUAACACCAUCUUCUGGGGGUACUGCAUUGCUUUUUAUAAAGUUCAAAAUAAAGAUUUAUUUUCAAACAAG
This is a messenger RNA of Chelonoidis abingdonii (Abingdon island giant tortoise), 1568 nucleotides long. The record is from RefSeq and is a predicted model, not a curated record. Lineage: Eukaryota; Metazoa; Chordata; Testudines; Testudinidae.